Oryza brachyantha (malo sina) is the source of this 600-nucleotide messenger RNA. RefSeq names its product B3 domain-containing protein Os06g0107800-like. Gene Ontology annotation, molecular function: DNA-binding transcription factor activity; DNA binding. Lineage: Eukaryota; Viridiplantae; Streptophyta; Magnoliopsida; Poales; Poaceae. The record is from RefSeq and is a predicted model, not a curated record. The transcript has a single exon. Bases 1 to 600 code for a protein of 199 amino acids.
AUGGCGAUGACCACCACCAUGGUUGCAUGGGAGAGUAGGAGAGACCAGCUGCAAGGAGGAGGAGGAGGUGGCCAUGGCCAUGGCGGCGAGCGGCGGGAGCACAUGUUCGAGAAGGUGGUGACGCCGAGCGACGUGGGGAAGCUGAACAGGCUGGUGGUGCCCAAGCACUACGCCGAGAAGUACUUCCCGCUGGGGGCGGCGGCGAGGAGCAGCCCCGCCGGCACCGUGCUCUGCUUCGAGGACGCACGCCGCGGCGGCGGCGAAACGUGGCGCUUCCGCUACUCCUACUGGAGCAGCAGCCAGAGCUACGUCAUCACCAAGGGAUGGAGCCGCUUCGUCCGCGACAAGCGCCUCGUCGCCGGCGACACCGUCUCCUUCUGCCGCGCCGGUGGCCGCCUCUUCAUCGACUGCCGCAGGCGGGCCGCCGUGCCUCCCACCACGUCUUCCCUGGCGCCACAGGCGGCCUCGAUCAACGUGCAGCGCUCGUCCGCCGUCGACGAGAAGGAGGCUGCAGCUGGCUGCGGCGGCCGGUGCCUCCGGCUGUUCGGCGUCGACCUCCAGCUCCUCGCCGAGCCGCCGGCGCUGGACUUGCAGCUCUGA